ACUUCUCUCAAGAUCCGAAACAUUUCAUCUUCAGUUCGUAGUGAAAAGAGAGAGAAAGUAUCGAAGAGGCGGCGACCUGAAGGAUUCACACUAUAAACCCUAGAGCUUGAGGACGAUGUGGAGGAGAGCCUCUUCGCAGCUCCAUACCCUCGCCGCCGCCCCAUGGCGUCGAUCCGCUGUUCAGCUCCCCUCCGGUUACGCCCUGAGAAGCCCACUCCCCGCCCUCGCCUCGUCCCCCUCGCUGUUCCACACCACCUCCCAUCUCUUCUCCACCGAAUCGGAUAAGCCGAAGCGGGUGGAGGACGUGAUGCCGAUCGCCACUGGGCAUGAGCGUGAAGAGAUUGAGGCCGAGCUCCAGGGAAAGAAACGUUUUGAUAUGGAUGCUCCUGUUGGGCCAUUUGGAACCAAGGAGGCACCUGCAGUCAUCCAGUCCUACUAUGACAAGAGAUUAGUUGGAUGCCCUGGAGGCGAAGGUGAGGAUGAACAUGAUGUUAUUUGGUUUUGGCUCGAGAAAAACAAGCCACAUGAGUGCCCUGUGUGCUCCCAGUACUUCGUGCUUGAGGUAAUUGGUGAGGGAGGCCCUCCUGAUGGACAUGGUGAUGAUGAACAUCAUCACUAAGACAUGUUGCUGCUUCUAAAGGAAAUAAGUUUGGGCAAGAGAUUCUGUUUCUGUGAUAUUAUAUGUACCUUGAACAGCUUUCUUUUCCGCUUGUUCAAAAUUUUAUCCAUGAGACCGGCGAAGUUGACGUCGGUGAUGGCUUUUUGUUUUCGCAUGGCUUGUUGGUCAUCUAUUUGACCUGGAUUCUUUUAGCGAACUACAAUUCUUCAAAUAAUUUACGGCUGCUUUCAGUUCAACAGACCUUUUUCAAGCUCCAAAUGAACCUGUUUCAAUUCUAGCAUCUCAUUGCAUUCUGAAGGAAAAAUGAUUAUGAAUGUGUGCAGUGUUUGGAUGUAUCAAGAAUGAUUUUAAUUGCUGAAUUUCAUUGGCUAAUUCAUUAC
This is a messenger RNA of Dioscorea cayenensis subsp. rotundata (Guinea yam), 999 nucleotides long. RefSeq names its product putative cytochrome c oxidase subunit 5b-like. The record is from RefSeq and is a predicted model, not a curated record. The transcript has 6 exons. Gene Ontology annotation, biological process: mitochondrial electron transport, cytochrome c to oxygen. Gene Ontology annotation, cellular component: mitochondrial envelope. Lineage: Eukaryota; Viridiplantae; Streptophyta; Magnoliopsida; Dioscoreales; Dioscoreaceae. The coding region runs from base 116 to 619 and encodes 167 amino acids.